AUGACAACGCAGAAUGGAUCGACGGCCUCGUCUCCAUUCAGAAUAUCCAACAACCAUAGAAGGAGCACCUCACAAUCAUCACAGGAAUCAACAUCAAGUUCUGUAAUCCGAUCACCUAGUGUUCCGAUUGGUCAAUUCGCAAGAGUCUCUCUGACCACUGCAAGCACAUCAUCCUCAUCUACAGGCUUACUGGACUCGCCUUUGCCAUUCUCACCCACUCAGCCGUCCAAUGUCUUCUCAUCAUUCUCACUGACUGAACCAAGUGUCGACGAAAAUGUUGACGAGCCUUUAACUGCAAGUACUCUGCCAACCGAAUUGCUACUGGCUAUAUUUCAACAUCUACCAGCUGAUGCACCACUCGGAUCACGUAACAGAGUUACAACUUCAACUCUUUUGUCCGCCUCGCUGGUAUGCAAAAGAUGGUUUGGGCCUGCUACUUCAGCGUUGUGGGCGAGGGUAUCUACAAUGGCCGAUGACUGGGAGUCGAAAGUGAAACCACUCGUGUCGAGAGUGAAUAGGCUCUUGAAGGAUUACAGAAAGGAUAUAAGGUCGCUCGAGGUCAGAGCAACCUCUACUGCCUGGGCUACUGGUGAACUAAAGUUAGGAGCUAUAAGAAGAGCUCUCGGUGGAUGUCUUGCCCUACGUCGAAUAGAGAUUGAUGUACCCUGUCUCAAGGAUGACGAUCUCUGGGCACUUGGAGCAUCUUGUCCAGUAUUGGAUUACAUAUCUAUAGUCUCUGGAACAUCGGAUUCGUCCCGUAUAACAGAUUUUGGAAUGGAAGGGCUCGCUGCUGCUUGCACUCGAUUACGACACUUUAAAUUCCGAGCACGAGGACCAGGUGUUAGUGAUAGAGGUCUGAGUCGACUAGCCGAAGCAUUCAAAGGUCGUCUUGUAACGUUUAGCUUGCAAUGGGAUGGUAACAAUCAAGCAACACACUUCCCUACUGCCGAACCAACACCCACCACUGGUGAUUCGCUAUCCUUUAUAAUUGAAGCAAACCCGAGCCUUGUAUAUUUAUCUCUAGACUGGCCAUGGGGCGUUGAACGAGCAUUGACUGUCGUAGCAUCAAAAUGUUGUCGAUUGAAGCAAUUCAGGAUUGGGAAUGCUAGACAGAGUGACACUCUAAUGGCCAUAUUAGCAGCCAAUCCAUCAUUGAAUGAGCUCGGAUUCUUUGAACCUGCCAAUAUAACAAACGCUACAACGCUACUAAGUCCGUUAUGGGGUGGUGAUGGAAGUGUAGAUACAGAGUGGAUUGAAGGAGCCAUGAUGAAUACGACAUUGACUGAGCUAGACUUGGAUGGUGUCGCUUUUAUAAGGUUGUUAUUGCCAGCCCUGACACGAUUACGUGGAUUGGAAGUUUUGAAAAUGUCACCUUCGCGGAGGUCUGCAUUCUUAAACUUUUCAACAACAGAUGAAGUAGUAGCAAGAGCAGUACGUAGUCUAGGUAGUAGUUUGACAGUCAUUCGUACACCGGUACAUGGUGACAUGCCUAUAAACUCAAUUGCAGAAAGCUGCCCCAACCUUAUCGAACUGGAUUUGAUUGAUGCACGGGAAAUGACUGACAAGUCUAUAAUAUUGUUAUCGAAACGAUGUCCACUGAUAUCUCGACUGUAUUUGGGAGCUGCCGUCCAUCUCACUGAUGCCUCCUUGACAAUCUUGGCUCGAUCUUUACCCAAUCUAACUAGGUUGGCUCUACCAUUUGGAAACUGUAAUAUGACGGCCCGUACAUUGACUGCAGUCGCUGAAUCAUGUCCCUUGGUCGAAUCCUUGUCGAAUGUGCCCUGGUCUCUUGGAACUGAAGUUUUGCUUGACGUUUUAGGAAGGAUGCCUCGGUUGAGUAUAUUAGGAAUUUGUGUUGCUCAACGACGAGGUGCUGCAACGUCAUUCCCGAGUAGAGAAGACCAGGACUUGCUGAAAAGUAAAUGUAGGAAGAUCCGACAAAUCAUUUUGAAUGGAUAG
This is a messenger RNA of Synchytrium microbalum, 1959 nucleotides long. RefSeq lists its product as uncharacterized. The coding region runs from base 1 to 1959 and encodes 652 amino acids. Gene Ontology annotation, biological process: SCF-dependent proteasomal ubiquitin-dependent protein catabolic process. The record is from RefSeq and is a predicted model, not a curated record. Gene Ontology annotation, cellular component: SCF ubiquitin ligase complex. Gene Ontology annotation, molecular function: protein binding. Lineage: Eukaryota; Fungi; Chytridiomycota; Chytridiomycetes; Synchytriales; Synchytriaceae. The transcript has 3 exons.